UCUUGUAUGGGUUUCACAGGUCCCAAUGCACACCUGACGCAAUGUACAAAGUGCCACCUAUCUCUCUACUGCCCGAAAAAACCAAAGCCUGGUAAAUCUGUUCCUCGACUGACGUUCACGUCAAACCCCAUUGGCCUUAUUCUGCAAGCGUUCACACGCAACCCCACAAUGGCGCAAAAAAUGCGCUAUCGUACCGAUCGCACCAACGAGCUCCGAACAGCAGAUCCAGCAGAGCUCGAGACCUUUGACGACUUCGUCAAAGGUUCUCAGUAUCAACAGCUAGUCGACAUGGACAUCAUCAAAGACGGCAAUCCUGUCUUGAUGUACGCAGCCGACGGUGCCCAGCUUUAUGAGGAUAAACAAUCCAACUGUUGGAUCGUCGCUAUGGUCAUCCUAGACAUAUCACCAUCCGAACGGUAUUAA
This is a messenger RNA of Coniophora puteana RWD-64-598 SS2, 423 nucleotides long. RefSeq lists its product as uncharacterized. The annotation marks the transcript as partial. The transcript has a single exon. Lineage: Eukaryota; Fungi; Basidiomycota; Agaricomycetes; Boletales; Coniophoraceae. The record is from RefSeq and is a predicted model, not a curated record.